AUGGACGCCUUAUACAUAUACGCCGAAACGGGUCAAAAGUUGGUGGAACAGAUUUUCGCAAAUGACAUAAAUGCGGAAGCGACUCAUGUAGUAAUUAGAGAUAUAGUAUUGGGUAGCAAUUCCAUCGAAAGAUUUAAAUGCGCCGUAGUGAGCAGUGGUAAUGGGGAAAGAAUAAUAAGAGAGGCUUUCGAAGGGAGAUUCAUUUUCAUCACUAAGAAGGAUGAUCUAUAUUUUGUAAUUUUAAAAAAGGAUGAAAAUAAUCCUGUGAUGACUGUAGAAGUGAUUAGAGAAAUUAUGGAACUUUUUAAAAAAUAUUUUAGGAUAGAAAAACUGAGUGCAGAUAUCAUAACGAAUAAUUAUUCUGUUGUUAUUUUUCUCAUUAAUGAAAUAAUAGCACAAGGAGGAAAGCCAAAUAUCUUUGUGGACGAAAUUUUAAAAAAUUUGGUCGAGAGUAAUUCUGGACUUCUUAAUGAGACCUUGAAAUAUACGCCUGUUGCGAACAAUCUGUGUAACCUGCUUGCAUUGAAGAAAAAUGUUGCAGGAGAGAAUGUGUUGAACGGUGCGAAUAUCAACCCCAGUUACAGCAAUGGAACUGCAAUCCACUGUAGGGAUAGCCAAAAUGUCUUUUGGAGAGCAAAUAACGUUUGUCACAUGCAUCAUCAGAUGUGUGUGGAAAUCAGAGAAAGUGUGAAUUGUGUCUUAACUAAGAAGAACAAGAUAAUUCACUUUGCUAUUCAAGGGAACGUUAUCGUGGAUUGUUCCAUUAAUGGGUCACCACUAAUUAAAAUGUCCUUUAACAGAAGAAUAAGACUUCCUUUAACCCACCUACAUUACACUGUCAAUUAUAAUAUGCUACUUAGAAAGAUGUUAUCUCAUCAGAACGCAGAAAAGAACGCUUUCUAUUUCGUACCGUUGAAUGAGCGCUAUAUCGUUAUGCAGUACCUUUAUUACUUCCCCUUGAAACAGAAGGGAAGGGGAUUGCAGUCAAGAAGUGUAAGCAGUUCCGUGUCCACCGCUCCGGAGUUAACGAAUGUGCUGAAUUUAACAAAUGGCAACUCCACGCAGAAUGUUCCAUCCGGAGGGGAUAAUAAAGCGCAAGAAGGAACAAACCCGGUGGGUAGGAAACACGAUGAAGUGACGACUGAGGGGGGUGGUAAAAAGGAAGACGAAGUGCAAAAUGAAAAGAAGGAACUUUCCCCAGCGGAGGACCGGUUUAAGAAAUAUAUGGAAGAAAACAAUAGACCAGUUCCUGAGGAGUCUUUACAUAGCAGUAGUAGUCAUGUUGUGAGAUUUGCACCAACCGAUGAAACUAUCCCAAAGGUGGAGACGCAAAAUGGAAAUGCCCAUCCGAGUAACGACAAUAAGGAGACCAUCCUAAUUAGAGAUACGCUACCUAGUGUAGAGAACAAUGAGCAGUACCUACUACCCAUAAAGGUUAAGGGGGUUGUAAACUAUAUGCCUAACGAGUACAAAUAUACGAUCAAACUGCAGCUUCUCUUGAAUGACAUACACAGAGGCAGUCAUAGCGACAUGCGAAUAAAUGGCUAUGAAAAUAUCUCUGUAAGAAUUCCAGUGUAUAAUUUCAUAAAGUACGUUAAUGUACUUUGUACAGUAGGAAGUAUAGCAUACAGCGAAAAUUGCAAUUCUGUCAUUUGGUUUAUCGACAGAGUGGAAAAUGCUGACAUUGACCUAUCAGCUGAGUUGACCCUGUUCAUACAACCAAAACCAGAUGGAUUAUUUCGUAGCCAUAAAUAUUACUAUGAGAAGUUUAUAAGAUGCAAUAAUGACGAGAACAUCAAUGGCCUUCCGGAUACUUCCCGAGGGAAUGGCAUUUCAAAUUACUGCUAUCAUGGGGAGAGUGCUAGAAACUGUAAGAUCAUGAGAAGAAGCGAUAAUUCUAGUAAUAUUCGGGGCGAAGUACGUAUUUUCCCAAACCGUUUGUCUAAGUGGUACAAUAUAGAGACUUGCUCCUACCCUGACUUCGUUUUCCCAGUGUAUGUCUCUUUUACGGUUACGGGGAUAACGGCUUCGGGAAAGCGUGUAGUAGGAGUAGAGUUGAAGAGACCCCAAAAUACGUGCCUGCACACGGUGUACAGGUACAGCACGACCUACAACCAUGUAGAAUUCAGAAUAUAG
Messenger RNA from Plasmodium coatneyi, 2136 nucleotides. RefSeq names its product Adaptor complex protein. NCBI's taxonomy places the organism in Eukaryota, Apicomplexa, Aconoidasida, Haemosporida, Plasmodiidae. Gene Ontology annotation, cellular component: cytoplasmic vesicle. The transcript has a single exon. Gene Ontology annotation, biological process: endocytosis. Bases 1 to 2136 code for a protein of 711 amino acids. The record is from RefSeq and is a predicted model, not a curated record.